AUGCAGCUCACCAAGGCGCUCAUCGCCAGCCUAGCCGCCCUCGGCAACGCAGCCGUCAUCUGGGACGGGCGCUUCAACGACUUCUCGUCGUCCUCGGACCUCAACAAGUGGUCAUGGAGUAAUCAGGUCGGACCUUACCAGUACUACAUCCACGGCUCCGGCACGGUGGAGAAGUACGUCAACCUCUCGCCGGACUACAAGAACCCCAACGACACGGUCAGCAAGCAGGGGGCCAAGUUCACUCUCGAUAGCACGGCGUUCUGGAACGGUCAGAACAUGCGGCGAACCGAGCUGAUCCCCCAGACGACGGCGGGCAUCAACAAGGGCAAGGUGUACUACCAUUUCAGCCUCAUGCGCAGCGACAAGAACGCGCCGAGCGUCAACCGCGAGCACCAGAUCAAUUUUUUCGAGAGCCAUUUCACCGAGCUGAAGUAUGGCUGGAUCAGCGGCGAGUCUGGCACGAGCAAUCCCAAUCUGCAGUGGAUGGUCAGCCAGAAGAGCUAUUGGAAGACGGAGUGGACUCCGGGUGUCUGGCACAACGUUGCCUAUGAGAUAGACUUCUCUGCCAACAAGAUUGGCUUCUGGCACUCAACAGGCGGCGAUCCUCUCACGCAAGUGGUAGCCCCUGUUUCCGGCUCGACAUCUUCGAACGGCGCCGACUGGCAUCUGGGCGUUUUGGAACUACCGCGAUCCGGUUACAGCGAUACAACUGAGGAUUUCUACUUCUCGGGGGUCUAUAUCGAGAGCGGUUCAAUCACGACGGCUAUUGGGGGUCCUAAAUAG
Phaeoacremonium minimum UCRPA7 is the source of this 783-nucleotide messenger RNA. Its product is annotated as putative carbohydrate-binding module family 1 protein. NCBI's taxonomy places the organism in Eukaryota, Fungi, Ascomycota, Sordariomycetes, Togniniales, Togniniaceae. The transcript has 2 exons. The coding region runs from base 1 to 783 and encodes 260 amino acids. The record is from RefSeq and is a predicted model, not a curated record.